AUGCUGAAUGGUAGGGGACCCCGUGUCAAACGGGCUCUCACAGAAACGGAUUCGAAAGACGCCCCGCCCAAAUUUGUUGCCUAUGAGGACUAUCGUGCCCUGUAUGACCAUGUCCUCAAGUUGACUCGUCAAGUCAAUGAACUUCAAGCGUGUCUCAUGGAAACCUGCUCCACUAAAGUAAGUGAACGUCUCUCUAGUGCCUGCCCUAUGGCGCAGGACCCCCCAGCUAUCGGGGAACCUGUCUUCUGCCAUUCAAACAACGACGUCUUCUCUUUUCCCUCCGCGAAUGGCGAUGAGAGCCGUCCAACAAGUUAUGCCGAAAUCUCUUCUAAAAACCUGCCAAAGCCGCUCUCUACGCUUUCCAUUGCGCAAGAAGCAGCCAAAAUGCUGGACAAAGCGACCCGCGCCGUCAUCGAGAGAUUCCCGGACUCAAAGGACGAUCCGGAACAAGAGAAACGUGACUUGGAAUUCUUCUCAACAUUCAGCGCAAAGCACGGACUGCCAUCUCCAUCUCAAGCCCACCGCCAUCCGUCUAAAACGGCAUGUCGGCCUCUCAAGUUGCAGUUUGCAUCGAAUUCUGACAGAGAUAAAUUUCUGAAUGGAUUUUUCAAAGCCAAGAACGCGGAUCCGUCACUCUCUUCUAUCCAGAGCCGACCAAGAGCUAGAAGAGAUCUUACGAGAGAGGAACUGAAGAAAUUGUACGAGUCUCGCAAGUUUGUCUACGACAACAACUUGAAAGAAAAAUCAUCCAAGUUCAUCAUGGUCGACAUUGAGUAUAAACUCAACAAAAAUCCUCGCCCUUUUCUCUAA
Messenger RNA from Caenorhabditis remanei, 810 nucleotides. RefSeq lists its product as uncharacterized. Bases 1 to 810 code for a protein of 269 amino acids. The transcript has a single exon. The record is from RefSeq and is a predicted model, not a curated record. Lineage: Eukaryota; Metazoa; Nematoda; Chromadorea; Rhabditida; Rhabditidae.